Molecule: messenger RNA, 1324 nt
Organism: Rattus norvegicus (Norway rat)
Lineage: Eukaryota; Metazoa; Chordata; Mammalia; Rodentia; Muridae
Gene: Tcl1a
Product: Tcl1 family Akt coactivator A
Exons: 4
Coding region: 62-400 (112 amino acids)
Molecular function (GO): protein serine/threonine kinase activator activity
Source: RefSeq, marked provisional
GGAAGUCGCUUUAUCACGGACUGGCAUUGCAAUUUUUUGCUUCUUGCUCCGACCGGAUGCCAUGGCUAACCAGCUGGCAUACAGGCCAGAGACACCCCCACACCCCGACCGCCUGUGGCUCUGGGAGAAGCACGUGUACUUGGAUGAAUUUCGUCGCAGCUGGUUGCCGAUAGUCAUCAAGAGUAACGGAAAAUUCCAGGUGAUCAUGCGACAGAAAGAUGUCAUCUUGGGGGAUUCCAUGACCCCAAGUCAGCUGGUGCCGUAUGAGCUGCCUUUAAUGUGGCAGCUAUACCCUGAGGAAAGGUACCGAAGCAGUAACUCCGAGUUCUGGCAGAUAGUGUACCACAUCAAGUUCAAAGAUGAUGAGGACAUGCUACUUGAACUGUUGGACUCUGAGUAACGUUGAGACAUGGCCCUGCAGCUCCUGUCUCCCUUGCCCAGGCCUGAGCCCACAGGGGAGAUGCUGGUACUUACAUUUGCUCUGUUGGCUAGGCAUGUUCUUUCUCCUCCACACUGGGCUCCAAGAAGAAAAGUCCAUCCAGAGGCUGCCCCUUCCCAUGUUCCUGUCGCCCGCUCUGCUGCCUUGGUUGGCCCUUCCACUCUACCGGCUCCCUGGCAAGGGGUUCAGGGAAGAUCCCCAUUCUCCUCACCUCCUCUAGGUGCCCAGUGGUGUCUGCACCUCUGAUCUUCUCAGCUGAUUGAUUUUUUUUUUCUGCCUUUCCCUUUUGCCUCUCAAGACAACUAGUGUCUGGCUUGCCAGUUUGCCUUCCCAAGGGGCCCUCAGUUGUACAUAUGCCAUGAGGGACGAGACCAAGUCAUUUGAAUCCGGCAGACCCCAGGUCCGCCAUCUCUCAAGGUGUGCUGUGGCGCCUGUACCCACCUGGCCUGUGAACCGUCACCUACCCAACAAAUGCAGACGUGGUUGGAAAGCAGUUUAAGACCAGAGAGCUCCAUUUCCCUGUCGUAGAACCCGGGUGCUUGCAGCCAGGGAUAUGCAAACCUCACUAGAGCAGGAGGCCAGGGAAUGGAGCUGAUUUAGAUGAGCCCUUAGCUUGCCCACUCUUGGCCUCUCUCCCUUGGUGUUCAGAUACUGUAUUGAAUAUAAGCACUUCCUGUUAACCGAUUAAAUAUCUCACUCACCUAAGUUGGGCCGAACUGGCUUCUAUCCUUGACCAAGAUGCCAAGAAAUAAGAGAGAAGACUGCUCUGGGUUCUCCCAGAGAAGCCGUGGUCUUCCAGUAAGAAUGUUGAAAGGGAAUGUGUGGGAUUUUAUAUGUUUCUAUUUUAGAGAUAAGGCCAGACUUAAUAAAGCUUUAUAGAACUCU